Molecule: messenger RNA, 894 nt
Organism: Vicia faba (fava bean)
Lineage: Eukaryota; Viridiplantae; Streptophyta; Magnoliopsida; Fabales; Fabaceae
Source: the annotation of a GenBank genome assembly
AUGAAAAUGGCAUUGAAAUCAACAAUCUCAUUCACAUUCUUAUCUAUAGUCAUGCUAGCACUAGCAAAUGGUUCUAAUGCUGGCAAAAUUGCAGUCUACUGGGGCCAGAAUGGAAAUGAGGGCACGUUAGCCGAGGCUUGUGCCACAGGUAACUAUGAAUACGUGAUCAUAGCCUUCUUACCGACUUUCGGCAAUGGCCAAACUCCGAUGAUCAAUCUAGCUGGUCAUUGUGAUCCAUACAGUAACGAAUGCAUCGGCUUAACCUCAGACAUCAAAUCAUGUCAAGCCAAAGGCAUCAAAGUAUUGCUGUCAAUAGGAGGAGGUGCUGGAAGUUACUCGAUUGCUUCAACACAAGAUGCAAGUGGUGUUGCAACUUAUCUUUGGAAUAAUUUCUUAGGUGGGAAAUCUUCCUCUCGCCCUCUUGGUCCUGCUGUUCUUGAUGGCAUUGACUUUGAUAUCGAAGGAGGAUCAAACCAACACUGGGGAGAUCUUGCCAGAUACCUUAAAGGAUAUAACAAGAAAGUUUACAUAACUGCAGCUCCUCAGUGCCCAUUUCCAGAUGCUUGGAUAGGAAAUGCACUUACAACAGGCCUUUUCGAUUAUGUUUGGGUACAAUUCUACAAUAAUCCUCCUUGUCAAUACAAUCCUAGUGAAAUUAGCAACUUUGAAGAUGCAUGGAAGCAGUGGAUAUCAGGUAUCCCCGCAAGCAAGAUAUUCUUAGGGUUACCUGCUUCUCCUACAGCUGCGGGAAGUGGCUUUAUUCCUGCAACUGAUCUUACUUCUACCGUGCUUCCAGCUAUUAAGGGUUCUGCAAAGUAUGGGGGUGUUAUGUUGUGGUCUAGGUAUGAUGAUGUUCAGAGUGGUUAUAGCUCCUCCAUCAAGAGCCAUGUGUGA